AUGUCCAAGCAGCCCACGAAAGAGAAGAAAAGCAAAGCCAAAUUCGGUCGAGACAUCAAUAGACUGAGUAGAAAUAAAAACAUCAAGGGGAAAAGUAUACAUUUAGAAGAGGAUAAGAAGAAGAAACCGCAAAUAAAUUUGCUCCCAAGUAAGAAUGUGAAUGAUAUCAUUGAUAAAAUAGUCAAGGAGGGGCCGAAAAAACUGAAAAGGAGCAAUGUUUCCGAAAUUUCUAAAAUGAUUUUAGGAAAUUUGGAGAACGUUCUGGGAAAAGCGAAAAAGGCGAAUAUAGAAAAUCUAACGCGAAAGAGCUUUGAAAAGAAACUGCGAAGCCAUAAGAACGAAAACAAUUCGGAUUCGGAAGUGAUGACUAUGACCUUUUCAAAAAAAAGUGGAGACAAUUCAGCUAGGAGAGUCGAUAUGGAAAAAAACCCACCGCCUCUGAGGAAACUGCUCAUUGGGAAAACGGAGGAAGAGAAAAAUUUAAUUUCUUCUAAAAUAAAGGACAUGCUAAACACUCCCCACGAAAUUAAAUUCGUCGACGAAGAUGCCAAAAAAGUAUACAAGAAAAAAGUGGUUAAAAAAUUACGAGGUUUGUCGCCCAUGAACAAAACGGUUUACCUGACAAAAAGUCAAAAAGCGGCGAAAGCACAAGAAGAGAAGCCCAAAGAGAAGAAAAAGCCGGUUACGGAAGAACAACUUUUGAAAAGGUUUGUCAAAAACGGUAUGACGUUGCCAAAUGACAAGAGUGAGCGGAAAAGAAUAAUAUCUUGUUUAUGGCAGACGAAACGAUCCCUUUGGAAAAAGAGAGCCCAAUUGAUCAAGCAAAUAGAAGAAUCGUCGAGAGCGGAUUUUAAACCGAAAGAACAGAAAGACCACGGAGACCAACCUUCUGAUGCCGCCUCAGUGGUGAAAACAUACGUCGUCCCUGACACAGUGAAAGGGGCUAAGAAAAAAAACUUGUCUCUUGUCGACAGCGUCGUUUACAUAGAAGAAAAGCAGAGGGGAAAAAGCGAGAACGUACAAUCCACCGCAUCCCAAGAAAAUUAUCCGGAGACGUCGGACAAACAAGUUAAGACAGAGAGGCAUCACGGACAACCGGACAAAAAAGUAUUGCCUAAAGUGAUGACCUGGAAUACAAAACCUCCGAAUAAGGAACAGCAACCGAAGGUAGCGGUUUCAAACGAAUCAAAACAGGAAAAAACCGAAGCGAAUAAAAUGCACCAUAGGAUGAAAAAUCGUUACACGCUUUUGCCCAAUCGAAACCAACAACCGAAGAAAACUGAGGCCGUCGUUCCAGAGGUGAGGGAACACGAGUUACUAGGCAGAGAACAACUUGGAGUCCCGGAAAAGGCGUAUAAACAGAUCAUACAAGACGUAGCUAAUUUUAUCAAAAAGGAAGAGAAAAAAAUAGUGCAAAAUCUAUGCGAAAAAUACAAAGAAGAAUCGAAGCAGAGCCCCGAGGAAGUCGGCAAUAGAGAGAACGCGAAAAGUGACGAGCGAAGUGAUUUAUCAGAGAAAAAGACCCAAAACGAUAAUCAAUCUUCCGAACAGGGUUUUGAAGUUUUGCCUUCAAAACCAAAAAAGCCACAGCAGGUUAAGAAAAAGGAAAAUAAAAACGUGCCUCUUCCAGUUAAAGAAAAGACAGUCAAGGGGAAUGUAAUGAAGAAAAAGGCCAACUCGAGACAGUUGUCAAAGAUGUCUAAGACGAGGCUGCAAGGCUCCAAGAACAGAAAAAAACCUUCCGUCAAAAGCGGAACUUUAAAAAAAAAGUCUAAAAACGCGGCCACAGCUCAGGCAAAAGCUAAGACGAACGUCAAAGCGGGCGAGUUAAAAGGGAAAGCAAAUAAGCCCAAAUCACCCGCGGCCCAAAAUAAAAGUAAGGCGAACCAAACAAAAGAGAAGGAUGGCACGACAAAAGGCGUCACUGAGGGAAUCGCCAAAACCACCACGGCCAAAGUGAAUGUCGAUCAGUCCAGCGGGUCAACUUCGGAGUUAGACCUCACGACAUGCCACACCAACAGCACCGCUGGAGUCAGCGACAAACAAGCUAAGCAAGAACUGCAACGACGUAAAGCCGCCAACGCUCAACGGCUCAGAUUAAAGAUGAUGGAAAACAAAAGGGUUUUUGCAGAAAUGAGAAAGCUUCAACAGGGCGAUCCUUUAUUCACGAAAGUCUACAAUUCAAGCCCGUUCGGCUAA
Molecule: messenger RNA, 2199 nt
Organism: Cimex lectularius (bed bug)
Lineage: Eukaryota; Metazoa; Arthropoda; Insecta; Hemiptera; Cimicidae
Exons: 1
Coding region: 1-2199 (732 amino acids)
Source: RefSeq, a predicted model, not a curated record